GGCACUUUACAGAAGUUCGUGGACGACCUCUUCGAGACGAUCUUCAGCACCGCACAUCGGGGCAGUGCGCUGCCCCUGGCCAUCAAGUACAUGUUUGACUUCCUGGAUGAGCAAGCCGAUAAGCACAACAUCCACGAUCCUCACGUGCGGCACACCUGGAAGAGCAAUUGCUUGCCCUUGAGGUUUUGGGUGAACAUGAUCAAAAAUCCGCAGUUUGUCUUCGACAUUCACAAGAACAGCAUCACAGAUGCCUGCUUAUCGGUGGUCGCACAAACCUUCAUGGAUUCCUGUUCAACCUCAGAGCAUCGUUUGGGCAAAGAUUCCCCGUCUAAUAAACUGCUUUAUGCCAAGGAUAUCCCCAGCUACAAGAACUGGGUAGAAAGGUACUACUCAGAUAUAGGCAAGAUGCCAGCGAUUAGCGACCAGGAUAUGAAUGCGUAUCUAGCUGAGCAAUCGCGUAUGCACAUGAACGAGUUCAACACCAUGAGCGCACUCUCCGAGAUCUACUCGUACGUGGGCAAGUACAGCGAAGAGAUCCUGGGAGCCCUCGAUCAGGACGACCAAGCCGGCAAGCAGAAACUCACCUACAAACUUGAACAAGUUAUAACCCUCAUGAGCAUAGACAGCUGA
Messenger RNA from Protobothrops mucrosquamatus (brown spotted pit viper), 630 nucleotides. RefSeq names its product plexin-A4-like. The annotation marks the transcript as partial. NCBI's taxonomy places the organism in Eukaryota, Metazoa, Chordata, Lepidosauria, Squamata, Viperidae. The transcript is spliced from 4 exons. The record is from RefSeq and is a predicted model, not a curated record. Gene Ontology annotation, cellular component: semaphorin receptor complex. Gene Ontology annotation, molecular function: semaphorin receptor activity. Gene Ontology annotation, biological process: semaphorin-plexin signaling pathway involved in axon guidance; regulation of cell shape; regulation of cell migration.